GUGUGGUUUGUUUCUGCAGCAAGGUGGAGUUCAUCCGGCUCUUAACCACACUGUCACGAGAAGACAGUCUCGUCUCCUCAGACAUUAUCUCUUCUCUUAAUGACUGAAAGAUGUCCGUGGAGGUUGAAGAGGGACGAAAUUCAGAUUCAAAGAGAACAUGCCCGAUACUGCUUUGGCGUUGGUUUCCUCAUGUUUUCCUUAUUUUAUCGCUCGUUUUAUACGCAGUUUUUGGCGCGUUGAUCUUUCAACACGUUGAGAAUAAACCAUUCAAUGAGCCGGAGAACAUCAGUGCGGUGGCGCGAAAACUGGUGGAGACGGUGCAGAACCACACAGAUGCUUCAACACGGGAGGCGUUAUUCAGGAAAACAGAACAUAUUUUGUCCAAAUUCCUUAAUGAAAGGCAGUAUCAGAACUGGAGCUUCUACAGUUCACUUUUCUUCUGCUGUACAUUGUUCACUACUGUAGGUUAUGGACAAAUGUAUCCAGUGACUUAUGAAGGCAAGGUGGCUUGUAUCCUGUAUGCGAUGGUGGGCAUUCCUCUCAUGCUGCUAGUCAUUUCAGAUGUGGGAGAUAUCUUAGCUGUUCUUCUUUCCAAAGCGUACACUUACCUCAGCCGGUUCUUCAGAGGACGGAAGUUACAUCGCUCAUGCAUUCACAGACAUGAAAAGGCAUCAUCUACAAAACCAGUUCAAGGUGCUAAUACCGAAGGCACCUAUAUGUUCCAGUCGGCCCUCAGAUGCACAUGCUUGCAGAUACGUAACAACAGAGAGAUCUUUGACCGCAUGAUUAUUAAGGAGAACGUCAAGCUCAAAACCGCUCUAACAAAAUCUUACUCGUGCCCAGAUCUUAACCAUUUGAAGUGCAUUAGACAGGAGACGGAGAGCAUUAAAGUCCCUCCGCUGGUCAUCUUGCUGGUAGUAUUUGCUUAUAUGUUCCUCUGCAGUCAAAUUCUGAGAUGCUGGGAGAAGCAGAUGGACUUUUUUGAUGCUUUUUAUUUUACCUUCAUCACCUUGACCACUAUUGGCUUUGGGGACAUUGUGCCUGAACACCCAAAAUACUUCAUGGUUACCUUUUUGUUUAUUAUCACAGGCAUGGCCAUUAUAAGCAUGGCCUUCAAACUCAGCCAAUCACAAAUUUUUAGCUUUUACAGUCGUUGCAUGAAGUUUGUUAGCAUGGGCAAGGUGGAAAUACACAAAGACCCAGAACGUUACUGAAGGCAGAAAGAAGCAGAUGGUUUUUGUGGCUUUGCUAAUGGCUCAUGAAAUUACUACAGGAAAGAACGAGCAUUCUCAGCGCAAGAUGAAAGUGAGUUUUAAUAUUUAUAAGGUAUCAUUGACAUUUUGAUAUACAGUGGGUUGAAGGGAAAUUAACCAUAGUCAUGCUGCAGUGAACAAGUAUAGGAGAGAGGCUCAAAAUGAAACUCACACUCCUGUUAACUAUUUCAGCCAAAAGCAAGGAACUGCAUGUUAUUUUUUUAUUACAUGCUAAGAGUGUAGUAUGAUUUAACUUUCUGAUCAAUUCAUUACUUUUCUCUUAGUGACAUUAAUGCUAUGAAAGUAAGUGUUUAUAUAAAAUUAAAGUGCCCCUAUUUUUGGAUUUUUGAAAAUUACAUUUCAUGCAGUGUGUAACACAGCUUUAAGUGAAUGAAAACAUCCUGCAAAGUUUUAAAUCUGAAAGUGCACAGUAUACAGUCGACUCAUUGAAACCAGUCGUUUUUUUAUUUUAUUCCCAAGUCCUCUCAUGUUGACGUCAACAUUAAAUAUUACCAUAUUGCCCGCCCACUUGUUGGGUCUUUUCGUGUUGAUUUGAGACUUAGUUGAUUUGAAUGAAAAUGCAAAUUCAUUCUUUGCCACUAGGUGCCGCUUUUGGAGCGGUAAAAUAGCUGUUUACCCAGUAACGGCUGUGCACAAAGCAUCACAAACCUGCUUGUUUGGGACUCCCAAAACCAAAAUAUGAAUCUUUAAUUAACCAUAAUAGGGGCACUUUCAUUUAUUCAGUAGCCCUAAUUCAUAAGCUGGUAUGUAUAAUAUAUGAUUAAGCACCUGUAAUAUCUUGGCUGUGAAAUUUAAUUGGCUGUGUAAUAUUAUUUACUUUGAAACCAAA
Messenger RNA from Carassius gibelio (silver crucian carp), 2103 nucleotides. It is a transcript of the gene kcnk18, whose product is annotated as potassium channel, subfamily K, member 18. Gene Ontology annotation, molecular function: potassium ion leak channel activity. Gene Ontology annotation, cellular component: membrane. Lineage: Eukaryota; Metazoa; Chordata; Actinopteri; Cypriniformes; Cyprinidae. The record is from RefSeq and is a predicted model, not a curated record. Gene Ontology annotation, biological process: potassium ion transmembrane transport; stabilization of membrane potential. The transcript has 3 exons. Bases 111 to 1214 code for a protein of 367 amino acids.